AUGGCUGAAGAGGACAGCGAGAUGCCUGCCAGAGAGCUGCAGGUCGCGGAGCAGCUGCCUGUUAUCCAGCUGUGCGGGCUGGUAGAGGAGCUCAGCUACCGAAACUCAGCUCUCAAAACUGAGACAGAGAUGUUUGAGAAAUAUUACAAUAAAAUGGAUCCCAAGGAUCAGCGAAUUCCCCGAUUAUCUGAAGUUAAAAGACCAGGAACAGACUUUGCACAGUUGCGAGGCAGGCAUAGAUCCAAAUCCCGCCAAGGUACUGACCUUAUAACAUGCCUCAGCGUUGACCAAAAAUGCGACCUUGUGCAAAAGGAGCUGGAAGACAUGAAGGAGGACAUAAGGCACCUGCGAGCCAAUGCCGAACGGGACCUGCAGUAUCAUGAGGCUAUCAUUGAGGAAGCUGAAAUCCGGAGGGCUGAAGUUCAGAAAGCAGUGAACGAGUUUGAAAAAGAUAUUCUGAAAACCAUAGCCAAGAAGAAAGGGAGUAUUUUGGCAACUCAGAAAGUGAUGAAGUACAUCGAGGACACGAACCGCUGGAGGGAUCACAUGAAGGAUAAAUUAAGUUUGAAAAACGUUUCUCUCAAAGUCCAGAGGAAAAAGAUGCUUUCACAGCUGAGGCAGAAGGAAGAGGUGGGCGAGGCCCUCCACGAUGUUGAUUUUCAGCAGCUGAGGAUCGAGAAUGCCCAGUUCUUAGAGACGAUUGAAACAAGGAAUCAUGAGCUGAUCCAGCUCAAGCUGGCAUCGGGAACCACGCUGCAGGUCCUCAAUGCAUACAAAACCAGGCUACACCGAGCAAUGAAAAUGUCCAUCAGUCUGGAAAAGGAGAUCUUGCAGAGAAAUGAGUUACUUGAAAAAAUUGAAAAGGAAACCCUACAAGUAGAGGGGGACCGCGCCAAAGACGAGGCUUUGAACAAGCAGCUCCGGAAGCAGCUAAGCGAGUUCCGAGUGCCGCCGGUGAUGCUGUAUGUCCAGGGGCAGGUCCAGAAUGAAGACCUGGAGAAGACCGUCAAGACAUGGGAAAGGAAAGUGGAGAUUGCAGAGAUGUCCUUAAAAGGCUACCGCAAAGAUUGGAAUAAAAUGAAGAGAACCAAUGAGCAGUUGCUGGCCAUGGGCCCCGCUGGGAAAUAGCCAGAGCGAGGCCACGGCUGCAGACCAAAGAGAGAUCUAUUAAAAUAAUCAGCUCCUUUCCAG
This is a messenger RNA of Pteronotus mesoamericanus, 1191 nucleotides long. It is a transcript of the gene CFAP263, whose product is annotated as cilia and flagella associated protein 263. NCBI's taxonomy places the organism in Eukaryota, Metazoa, Chordata, Mammalia, Chiroptera, Mormoopidae. Gene Ontology annotation, cellular component: ciliary basal body; axoneme. Gene Ontology annotation, biological process: cilium assembly. Bases 1 to 1128 code for a protein of 375 amino acids. The record is from RefSeq and is a predicted model, not a curated record. The transcript is spliced from 9 exons.